Molecule: messenger RNA, 2396 nt
Organism: Acinonyx jubatus (cheetah)
Lineage: Eukaryota; Metazoa; Chordata; Mammalia; Carnivora; Felidae
Gene: FBXL8
Product: F-box and leucine rich repeat protein 8
Exons: 3
Coding region: 972-2102 (376 amino acids)
Biological process (GO): positive regulation of protein ubiquitination; SCF-dependent proteasomal ubiquitin-dependent protein catabolic process
Cellular component (GO): SCF ubiquitin ligase complex
Molecular function (GO): protein binding
Source: RefSeq, a predicted model, not a curated record
CACUAACCUGGCGGCCUGGGCCCAGCCCGGAUUCCCACGCCCGCCCUGCUCCACUGGACUAGGCUGCUUCCGGGUGUGCGCGGAGCGCAGGGGCGGCGCCCCAGCCGGAGCAGCCCCGUCAGCCCGGGCGUCCCGCCCCCCGUGUUCCCUGUGACUCCUUCCCUCCCACUGUCCUCAGGCGCCAGUCCACAGCCUCUGGGCAAAGCCCCCUUGGUCCGUUGAGCAGGUAAGACACUGGCGCCCAGGGUUAGACGGCGGGAAGAACUGCCCACAGCAAGAGACUUUGGGCACUUGCGGCACUUAAGCGCCCAGGGGACCCCAAGGGAGAGCGCUGCCUCGCUUUCUCAGGCAGGAAACAGAUCAACAAAGAGGCACCCCCUGGGCACCAUAAUUUUCUAGUGCCGCCUGGAGGCUUGAGCUCGAUGAUCUCUGACCUCUCCUACUCCUUACACUCAGAACGGGGUGCCGGUGGGUCCAAGUUCAAGCCUGGCCGAGGGUAUCUGAAGCCCUAAGGGUAACGAGGCGCAAAUUGCAGCAGGGACAGUUAACCUGGAGAAUAUGGGAAAACAGAAAACUAGCAAGUGGUGUGAAACGUGUAGGAAAACCUUCAAGCACUCUAAAAUAAAUUGUCAACUUCGAAGAGGAUGCACACUUUCCAACAAAGGCCGCGCUCCGGGAUGGGUCUGCGGAAUUCCUGCUGAACCUAAAUCGCCAACCUGAGCCUGUACUGCUCCGGGAUCAGGAUUGAAACUUGAACCCAGGGCCCCUCAGGUCUCAAAGCCCGAAGCUUUUCUCCGCCCCUCCGGCCUUUCUCAGGAAGCACCCGGGACUUCUCCCCAGGGAGGGGAGAAAAGGAAGGAGCCUUCACUCAGAGCCGUUUCAGCAGUGCCCCACCCGCGCCCCCGCUUCCUGAUUGGCUGGUGGUCCCUGCCAAUUAAAAGCAAGAACUGCUGUUAGCUCCCACCCCGCCCAUGGUCAUGACAGAGCCUGGAGAGCAACUGCCAGAGGAGGUGCUGGCGCUUAUCUUUCGCCACCUGCCCCUGCGGGACCGUGCCACUGCCUCCAGGGUCUGCAGAGCCUGGGCUGCUGCUGCUACCUGCAGCGCGGUGUGGCACGACACGAUCAUCAGUUACGACUGUGAGCGAGAAGGUACGCUGCUACCAUAUCUGUCCGCCUGCCUGGACCACGUUCACAAUCUACGGCUGGAAUUUGAGCCGUCGAGGGAGCCGAGCCGCAGGGCGGCCACUGAGUUGCUGACGGCACUGGCGGGUCGUACCCCAGGGCUUCGAAGCCUGCUCCUGAAUUGCCACGGAGAAAAGCCCCUCUUCGACGCAGGCCGCGACAUCCUGGACGCCGUGCACGCCAUCUGUCGGGCCUCCUGCGCGCUGCGUCACCUCGACCUUCGGCGCUUGCCUUUCACACUGGACGACGCACUGGUGCUGCAGGCGUCACGCGGCUGUCCCGAGCUCCGAAGCCUUUUCCUAAACAACUGUACGCUAGUGGGCAGCGUGAGUCCAGACUCCGUGCUAGAGCUACUGAAGGCCUGCCCGCGUCUGCGCGCCCUUGGGCUGCACCUGGCCAGCCUGUCGGGCACCGCCCUCCAGGUGUUAGCGGCGCCAGACCGCGCGCCUUUCGCUCACUUGGCCCUACGGUGCGCGUGCCCCGAGGACGUACGCGCGCCCCCCUUGCCCGAGGAAGACUGGGCCGCAGUGCGCCGCCGCCACCCAAGACUGGUCGUGGAGCUGGAGCUGGAGCCAGCGCUGCCUGACGAGAGCGUGACGCGGGUCCUGCAGCCUGCCGUGCCAGUGGCUGCGCUGCGCCUCAGUCUCUCUGGGGACACCGUAGGUCCGGUGCGCUUUGCUGCGCGCCAUUAUGCCUCAACCUUGCGCGCGCUCGAGGUGCGCGCCGCUGCCUCAGCGGAGUUGGACGCCGCGCUGGAGUUGCUGGCUGUGCGCUGUACGGACCUGCGCGAAGUACACUGCUUCUGCGUGGUGCGACCCUCCGUGCUGCACGCCUUCCGCGCGCACUGUCCGCGCCUGCGCAGCUACACGCUCAAACUAACCCGGGAGCCACAUCCCUGGCUGCCAACUCUUGUGGCGUGAUGGCUAGCCGCCUCCCCAGCAGAUAUGUGGCCACUGAGAUGCUGGAUGCAUUUGCCUAGGCGUGCACCUACUACUAGCCCGCUCCUUCAGGACUCUGUUGCCUCGGGACCAGCCCCUGCGUCCUGAGUCCCAUGGGUGUAUUUCCGUAGUGGGAUCACCCUCCUUCAACCCCACUUCCCUAUGGAAGCUACGCUAGCUCCGCGUCCCUGGCAUGGGGAGCGGGGCGGUGGGGAGACAGGACACAGGCUCAGGCGGUGCCUCUGGGGAGAGUGUGAAAUAAAAAAAUCCUGCAGC